Messenger RNA from Cuscuta europaea, 1571 nucleotides. NCBI's taxonomy places the organism in Eukaryota, Viridiplantae, Streptophyta, Magnoliopsida, Solanales, Convolvulaceae. The record is from the annotation of a GenBank genome assembly.
GGAAAUCUUAAAAUCACAUCUAUUACGUACUCAUUCACCAUUAUGUCACACACAGUGUGGGGUUCGAUGCAAAAAACCUCACCUUUUUUAUUCCAUGAAUUUACUUUCUCAACUUACUUUUCUUUGUCACCACUCUGGUCAUCUGUUUGGUUGUAGCGAACAGAGGGCAAAAAUCAAUAUAAAACCACUUUCUUUGGACACACCCACCAUACCAAAACACAAAGAUUUGAUCUUUUUAUUAGUAGUACUUCCCUCUCCCACUUCGGGAGAAGAGAAAAGGAAAAAGAAGAAACCGCCCAGCUGUUGGAACUUGCACAGUGCACAAUAAACCAUAAACAUCACGGAAGACAUUGAAGAGGGAGAAAGUACACUGUUUUCUUAGAGCGAGAUUAAAGACCACUAAACAUCACAGACCGCACAAGAAAUUGCAGAUAUAGAGAUGUUUGCAGCAGAGAAUGGGCUGAAAGGAGACCCAAGGCUUCAGGGCAUUUUUGAAGCCAUUAGAGUAAUUCCUGACUUCCCAAAACCAGGUAUAAUGUUCCAAGAUAUCACGACUUUGUUGUUGAAUCAUAAGGUCUUUAAGGACACUGUGGACAUUUUUGUUGAUAGAUACAAAGACAUGGAUAUCUCUGUUGUUGCUGGAAUCGAAGCAAGAGGAUUCAUGUUUGGUCCAUCCAUCGCCCUAGCUAUUGGUGCAAAGUUUGUUCCUUUACGCAAGCCUGGAAAAUUGCCAGGUGAACGAAUAUCGGAGUCUUAUGAACUGGAGUAUGGACAAGAUCGUUUAGAGAUGCACGUUGGUGCAGUGCAGAAGGGGGAUCGUGCUGUCGUCAUUGAUGAUUUGGUUGCUACUGGUGGCACUCUUUCAGCUGCAAUAAAAUUGCUAGAAAAAAUGGGAGCUGAAGUGGUUGAAUGCGGCUGUGUUAUUGGCUUACCCGACGUUAAAGGGCAAAGCAGGCUAAAAGGAAGAUCAGUCUAUAUUCUUGUGGAACCCCGUACAUUGGAAGAUUGUUUGUGAGAAACAAAAGCAAUAUGCUGGAUUCUAUUAAAGGAGACAUUACAUCUGGCCUAAAGCUUCUAGUUUCAGAAUCCUGGUAGCUGGAUUGAGUCUUUAGCUAGAUCAUUUCUCAUGUGUACCUUUUAUUGAUUACUACCUUUUCUUUUCAUUGCUUGGAUUUUCUUUGAAGAUGCAGUGGGAUUUGUGAAGCAUAGAAUCCUAAAUCAUGUCCAGAGAUAACUUUUCUUUUCAUAUAAGCCAUAAUGUGAUUCUUGUUGUUAUUCCUAUGCAUUUGAUGUGAUUCACAAUAACUUCUUUUAUGGAUUGGGGGUAGAAGGAUUCAAAGAAGACUAAUGAUUGCAUUCAAAAAGAAGACUGAUAUAUAUUCCUAUUUAGGAUUGCUUAUGUUAAUUUUGGAGAAUUUGACAAAUUCUCUUGUAUAUUACCACACAUUCUGUUUCAUAUUUACCCCAUUACCCUUUGUAGAAUGAAUAAAAAUCUGGUUUGCUCCAACGAGCCAUUACCACACAUUCCGUUUCAUAUUUACACUUGGAUGAAUUUCCGAAUCUUAAUAACC